AUGGCCAUACAACAGCGGUCAACUGAUAGCUCGGAGCCCACCGAUCCACAACAACAAACAGAACAAGUACACACAAAUCAAUCCUCCGAGGAACCUAUCUGCAAAGCUCCACGCAGGUUUCUAGCUCAACCUAUCGAGACAACAUCCCGAAGCUCCCAAGUACCAUCUACCCCCACCUCCACCGCCAACCCCGCCGCACCCAAUGAAGCUCCAUCAUCACCGCAGCAGAAGGAGAACGUCAAGGACAACCCACCCCCACCUCGAAGAAGGUUCCUUCCUGAACCUAUCGAGACCACAACGAGGACUAGCAGUGCAGGUUCAAGCUCAACCAAGCCUAGAAGGUUUACACCAGAGAUCAUUGAAACGGAACGUCGCUCCGUGGACCCCGAUCAACCUCCUAACCGGUACAAUGCAAGAGCUCCAGUGGGACAUCUCGGUCUUCAACCAGAGCGAUCCCGUUCACCAGCACGGCUAACCCCGAACCGUGCCAUUCCCCAUCCAAUCGAGUCGAAGUUCUCAUAUGCAAACCUUCUCCGCCGACAAGACCAGUCUCGAAGGCAUUCCUUUCGAGUGCCAGAGCUCCCUUCCAUCGCGUCCGACAGCAGCGAGGAAUCAGACACUGCUUCUGAGUCUCGAUCGGUGUCCACGUCCCCCAAAAAACGGCCCACUAAAACCGCCAAGUUUCAACAGGACAAUAGUACUGGAGACACACUCCAAGAAAGUGGUGAUUCUGGCGAGUUUUCCGAUUACCUGCUUUCGCUCGCUGCACGCUCUGCCGAACAACAAUUGAAAGACCAGGCACUAGCUGCGUUUCCCAAUGAACAGGUCUAUCAGCACUUUGAUCACUUCGCCAUCGAUGACGAGGCACCGUCAAGAAAUUCAGAUGAAGAGGAGAAUUGGAUGUACCCACCAAAGCACCAUCUCAAGUCUCGGAGACAAUCUUCAGCAGAUCUAACGUGGGAACUCGAGCACCUGCGUCAUCACAAGGAAGAAGCAGAACAACGCUCGAGAGUAAUGACCAGACGGCGGAAACCGGACCUCAAACUUUCCGAACCAAAGCGCUUGGGUCCAACCCCUCCAAUGCUAGGAGGAGAUAUCAUCCUACCACAAAGUCUAUCUCCGAUAGGGUCAUUCUCCAAGAACAAUGGCAGCCAGAGCGAAUCAAAUCCAUGUACCGACUGCGGUGCCCUCUGGUGCGGGCCAAGCCGGCCAGAUAACGGGCGAGGAUCCGGUCUGUGGAUGGGCACAUGUCAAAAGGAUGAAGAAUCAACCAAUAACCGCGGCUCUCAAAUCAUGACUGGGAUCAUGACUCCAAUGAUACGGGAUGAAAUACCUCCGAGCCUCAGCCCCAGCCCCAACCCCAGUCACACCCAGAGCUCUUCCCCAGACGCCCAUGCCCAUGCCCGCGCAGCUCGAAGAGAAGAACAAGGACACCCGGCUCGCUCCGCUCCUCGUAGUGUCCCCAGUUCGAGCCCGGGCCUCGGCCUCAAUCUCAAUCUCAACCUGAAUACGGUCAGUUCUAUCGAAGAUGAAUUCAACGACGAAUUCGUCACGCAGAUCUAUAAUUAUCUAUCCCUCGGAUACCCCUGCGUGGCACGAUACUACGACCAUGAAUUGAGCAAGAUCUCGGGUAUCCCAGUCGACGACAUGAGACAAGACGAUCUCCACACGGAUGCAAAGGGGUAUGUGAUGGCGCCCGAGAACGAAUUCGCCGUCGCUUGUACCCGAUGGAAGGCUCUUCGCUUGUAUAUUCAGGAAUGGGCCCGGCAACAACCUAAUAUGGUCGAGGAGAAGAAGUGGGGUGUUGGUGUUCCAGAAAGACGUGGGAGCUGGGCCUUCUAG
This is a messenger RNA of Penicillium cosmopolitanum, 1842 nucleotides long. RefSeq lists its product as uncharacterized. NCBI's taxonomy places the organism in Eukaryota, Fungi, Ascomycota, Eurotiomycetes, Eurotiales, Aspergillaceae. The transcript has a single exon. The coding region runs from base 1 to 1842 and encodes 613 amino acids. The record is from RefSeq and is a predicted model, not a curated record.